Molecule: messenger RNA, 2025 nt
Organism: Physcomitrium patens
Lineage: Eukaryota; Viridiplantae; Streptophyta; Bryopsida; Funariales; Funariaceae
Source: RefSeq, a predicted model, not a curated record
UAUUGAAGGGUCGGCGUCGUCGUCGUGGUUGUCCUGGGUGCGUCGAAGCCCCUCCCUGUUGUUGUUGCGAGGGGGAGGGGGCCGUAUAGAGAGGGCGAUUCACUAGAGACUACUGCGGCCACGAGGCCUGACUUGGAUCUACUCCACUUGUCGGUUACAGAUUUGAAAUUCUGUCUGCGCAGUUAGUUUUCGUUUUUCGCUAAAUCUCGGCGGUGGAGUUUUGAGGUUUUGGAAUUUUGUGAGGUGAAGAAGAAGGAGGAGAAGAAGAAGAACCGUGUGAGUCCGUAACUAGGAAUCCUUCACUGUCUGGAGAAUAAGCAGCGAUCGUUUGUUAUUACAAUCUGGCGGACCUUGCAAGACGAAGGCUGGGCAUGGGAAGGUCUAGUGGUGGAGCUUUUGAUGGAGCGAUAACAUCUGCCUACGGUUCAAGUGGUAAGGAAGAGCCUUUUGGCCCGAAUGUAAGUGAUCGACCUCGUCGUAGGACAAUGGACGACCCUCCAAGUUAUUAUAAUUCGUAUUGGAAUCGCUCGUACUCCAACAAUCAGAGGUCGUGGAGCACAGAACGAGACCAGCGAAGAGGGGAGGGGACGCCAGCAAAAAGUGGCUUCUUUGUUGUUUUUGCAUUUUUUUCAUUUUUCGUGUCGUUGUGGAUGAUAUUUGGCCUUUAUGGAACUCAAGAGCUGGAGAUGGGUAUGUUCUAUUCGCGGGUGACAAAGGCCAAUUCCUUCUUUGUUAAGGAAAUAAAAGUACAAAAUCUCCGGGACAAAGGCCCAGUUGCUCGUUCGUUUUCAACUCGCCCCGAGCUUGGUUCUUCAUAUCCUGAGAAAAAGACUAUUGACGAUUACGUCAUUGAGAAGAGAUCUCAUAAGCGACACACAUACUGGUUAAAUAAGGGCUCGACUUUGGAGCUAUCAUGCACGUUGCAGGAUCCUUCAAAAGGCAGCUUGAUUGUCGCUAUUGUGAAAGGUGAAGAUGGAUUUCAGGAUUGGAAAGGCGAUCCAGCUAAUCCUACUGCGGCACUGAGGUGGAGACGUAUUUCUGACAAAGGAUCGCUGAGUUUUAAGGUGGAAGAGGACGAUGAUUAUUGCGUAGUGUUCGGCAAUCUUAAUUCUAUUAAGUUAACUAUAUCCAUCGAUCUGCAGUUAAGCUAUGUGGUUUAUUCCACCGAGAAAGCGGAUUCCGUGUGUUCUUCUCAAAUCACAGAUACUUGCCAUUUUCCACUUUCACUUGGGCACACUUCCUAUGUGUUACUAACAUCUCCAAUCGUUGACCUGCAUGGAGUGGAUAUUUGGAAGAUUAAACUGUCGUAUGUACCUCGCUGGAUCACUUAUAUUUUUUGCUGGGGUCUUGUUGCUGCGGGUUUGCUCUUCACCAUGGCUUUUGAAUUUCGACAAAAUGGCUCCCAAGCUACCGUAACUCAAGAAGUUACUCCUCUAGUCUCAGAAGAUGCUGCUCAAUUCCCUGCAGCGUCAGCCCCAGUUGACUACUCAAUGCAAACGGAUGAAAAUAACAGUGGGACCGCAGGCAUACCUGAGAAUCAGCUUUGCACCUUAUGUUUGGAUGCACCGAAGAACAGUUUCUUCGAUCCUUGUGGCCAUAGAUGCACGUGUUACUCAUGUGGACUGAGGAUACAAAGAGGCGACUCAAACAGAUGCCCUAUAUGUCGGCAAACCAUCCGGACUGUGCGGAGAAUUUAUGAUGCUUAGCUUUUGUGGGUUCUUAUCUUUUAUCCAUACCCUGUUUGAUAUGUUCAACUGACCGGUAGCUUGUUAAUAUUUGUAGUUUUGAAGCAAAGCGUGGGGUGGUGAACUGCUUGCCUGUGCAUCCACAUGCUUUUAUUUUUGGGAGUGUGCCAGGCGCAAAUUACACUGCAUGCAAACGAAAGUGUCGACACCGUUCUGGUCUUCUAUCAAGUUGAGAUUUUUUGCCUCCUUUGCAAACACAGCAUUGUCAUGAGAAUUGUCGAUGUUUGCAAAUGCAUAAUGAGAAAGAAAACGAUGUGGUUCAGCAACACAGACCGCCCAA